UAAUUAGGUGGGAUCAUAUAAAAUCAAAUAAGAUUUCACAUGAUCAACUAUAUAUAUUAUACAAAAGAGAAUGACUGUGUAUAUAAUAAUUUUAUAUAAAAACCCUCUGCAUCCCACGCCAACUUCUCUCCAUUACAGUCAUCAACAAGGCGUUUCUGAUUCCUACAUAUAUUGAGCUAAUUAGUAACAGGCAAAAUAAUCUCUCCAGGUUUUGGAAGCUAGGUGAUCAGAUAUGGCCAGUCUUCCUCAAACUCCAACCAGCACUAGUAAUUCUCACCUUUAUCCUCAAGCACUCCAACUUAAACUUUACCAGGCCUUCAUAUUCUCGAUUCCUAUCCUUUUUUCCAUCAUCCUUUUUCUCCUCUUCUACUUGUUCUACCUCAAAAGAAGGGCUUCCGCUCUCUUAUCAUCUUCUCAACCAGUUCUUCCAAGGAGUAAUAACUAUAAUCUUCAAGCUGCACCUACCACAUAUCAUGUUUCCACUGUUUGUCCCGUGGGUUUGAAGGGGGAGCUCAAGGAGAAGCUUCAAACAAUUUUAUUUGAUGAAGAACAAAGGAAAAAGGAUUCACAAUGUUGUGUUUGCUUGGGGGAAUUCGAAAUGGAAGAAGAGUUGCUGCAAGUGCGAUCAUGCAAACACGUGUUUCAUGUUGAUUGCAUACAUCACUGGCUACAUAACAACACAACUUGCCCACUUUGCAGGUGCACUGUGAUUCCAAUCAGUACCAAACUUGAUAGUCCUGCACCACCACCUGCAGCUGCUGGUGUGUCCGACCCAGUAGUACAACAGCGGCACCAUAGCAUAAUAAUAUCCCAUCAGAGUCCAGGUAGUAUUGUAUUGUUGGACCAACAAAAUCAGCAACAACAGCAUCAAACGGGCAAUAAUGCUAUUUCUGGUGUAACAACACCAACUGAAGAAGGUUCAUCAAGUGACCAAAGUAGUACGAUUUUAAGGGACUCUGGGAGGUUACCUGGGUACUAUACUAAUCAAGAUUUGAGAGAACCAGUCGUUGUCUACAUCCAAACUCAUGAUUCAUAACCCGUCGUUGUCUAUAUCCAAACUCAUGAUUCAUAAGCCAAGGAGUGUAAGAGAAAAAACUUAUGUGAGACUGUUCCUGCCACAUGACAGUGAUGAAUACAUGAUAUAAACCACAUUCUCGUGGGAGUAUUCCUACAUGAGGAGGUGUUGAACGAAAGAAGUCGCAUCAUAGUGAGAGUCCAGUUUUGGCGGCAACUAGUUAGAUGAGAGAUUAGGGAAUGGGAGAGUAGGGGGAAGCUCUUGUAUUUUCUUAAACCUCAAUGAAGGUGUGCACAAACCUAAUUGUCAAAAGCCUCAAUAAAAUUUUGAGCAGUGAAAGUUCACAGCA
Molecule: messenger RNA, 1364 nt
Organism: Pyrus x bretschneideri (Chinese white pear)
Lineage: Eukaryota; Viridiplantae; Streptophyta; Magnoliopsida; Rosales; Rosaceae
Product: probable E3 ubiquitin-protein ligase RHA4A
Exons: 3
Coding region: 233-1036 (267 amino acids)
Source: RefSeq, a predicted model, not a curated record